Messenger RNA from Gastrolobium bilobum, 696 nucleotides. RefSeq lists its product as uncharacterized. The coding region runs from base 1 to 696 and encodes 231 amino acids. Lineage: Eukaryota; Viridiplantae; Streptophyta; Magnoliopsida; Fabales; Fabaceae. The record is from RefSeq and is a predicted model, not a curated record. The transcript has a single exon.
AUGAAGGAUCUAAUAUCAAGGAAGCGUAAGUUGCGGGAAUGUGAGACAGUGAAUCUGACGGAGGAAUAUAAUGCUAUCAUCCAAAAGAAGUUACCCACCAAAGUCAAGGAUCUAGGGAGCUUCAACAUUUCAUGCACCAUAGGCAAGGUUGAAGUAGGUAACGUUCUAUGUGAUCUCGGUGCCAGCAUCAACGUGAUGCCACUAUCUAUGAUGAAGAAACUAUGGAUCACUGAAGUAAAGCCAACCAAGACAAUAGUGCAACUAGCUGACCGCUCUACAAAACAAGCUUAUGGCAUCAUAGAGGACAUACUGGUAAAGGUUGACAAAUUCAUCAUUCCUGUUGAUUUUGUCAUCCUUGAUAUAGAGGAAAAUGCUACUGUUCCUAUGAUCUUUGGAAGACCCUUCUUGGCAACUUCAGGAGCAUUGAUUGAUGUACCUAAGGGCGAGUUGAUUUUGAGGGUAGAUGGAGAGCAGGCCAUAUUCAAGUUCUUUGACAAAGAAAUUUUCCCACCAGUAGCUCAACUGGAAGAUCAAGUCUACUACAUUAGUGAAAAGAAAGGAGAAGAAGAGCAAAAAGAGAAUUCUCCUCAAGAAGGUAAGCCAAAGGUUAAAAUGGAGAAGCCUAGGAGCAAGGGAAAACACAUAAAAGCCAAGUUUAGAGUUUCUGAGGAUACUUUAUCUCAUCUAUAUGCAUAG